Molecule: messenger RNA, 4335 nt
Organism: Ostrea edulis (European flat oyster)
Lineage: Eukaryota; Metazoa; Mollusca; Bivalvia; Ostreida; Ostreidae
Exons: 2
Coding region: 696-2504 (602 amino acids)
Source: RefSeq, a predicted model, not a curated record
CUAUAACACCAAUUUCAAGAAGGAAACAAGAGUAAACCACCCAACUAUCGUCCAGUGUCUUUAACUUCAGUAUGCUGCAAAGUAUUAGAACAUCUUAUAUACAGCUCCAUCAUGCGGUUCUUUAGCCGGCACAACAUCCUAUCUGAUAUGCAGCAUGGAAUCCGCAAAUCACGAUCCUGCGAAUCUCAACAUAUCCUCACCAUCCAAGACCUGGCGAAAGGGCUAGACAGCAAUCUAUCCAAAUCGAUGUUGUGCUCCUCGAUUUCUCCAAGGCAUUUGACAAAGUUCCAUACUAGCGGCUGGCUGAAAAACUACAUCACUACGGAAUCCGUGGCCCAACUUUUUCUGGGAUAGAUUCCUUCCUUUAGAAGGCCACAAGAGCAACAAUACCAACUGGCAUUGUGUGUAGACGUUCUAUGGGUUAUCAGACCCAUACAAUCAGUGUGGUACCAGCGUUCACUGUUACUGCAUGUUACAGAAUGGCGAGUGCGUGACCAUUUGCAAGCCUUUCCACAGAUUUGACAGGGUUGUUUUGUAAUGGAAGAGUUGCAGAGAUAUGGCCAAAUUAUGCCAAACAGUUUCCUUUAAAUGUGAAAACUGGCUGUUAUAUUCCAUGCAGACUCCUAACCUUUUUAAGUGAUGAUCGCAAGAGGGAAGCAAUCAAAGAAGAGGGAUUUAUUACAGGCAACCUGAAGAUGCAGAAAGAUAUACACAAACGAAAGCUUAGUGACAAGGAUAUUGCCAAAAUCAAAUCCAGAUUUCGGCUUCAAAGUUUGUAUUCUGCCACGGAAACCCCUGAACAUCUAGUUGUGAAAGGCUUCUCAUUGUUGGAUGUGCAGAACUCUCUCCUAUAUUUAGAUAAAUUUCUGUCAAGACGGAACACUGAUCAACAUCUCCCAAGGCAGACUAAAGAGAAGGCCAGUGUGCCGGCUGAAUGUGUAUUGAACUUGUCCAUGGAUGAAAGUUCAAAACAUGCUGUCUUAUUCUUAUAUGGAUUUCGUGCUAUAAUGAAAAAGCAUUUGGAAAAGACAACAAAAUGUAAAUUACAUAUGAAUAUAUCCCCUCCUUAUUCCAUCAUUGUCAAAGGAAAUGCAAGCAAUGUAGAGACAACUACUGAAAAGCUAGAUGUGUUUAUUGAAGGGGUCCUGAAACAACAUGGGAUGCAUGAAGUGGUACCCAUAUCAAAUUUACAUGAUGGACAACAUUUGUAUGGUUUGGAAGACUUCCUCUGCAAUCACCCUUUAUUCAAGGUUCAUAAUCAACUCGCACAACUUGGAAAGGACCCCAGUUUUUUCAUGAUACCACACUUUGCACAACCAUUUGGAGUAACAGUUUUUGCCAAUAGUUCUACAGGAUUAUCUGAAGCCAAAGAGAAGGUGGAGGAGGCUUUUCUUCAUCAAAGGGAAAAGUGUUAUGAAAAUAUGAUUCUGAAGGAAGACAGUUUUUCUGCCUUACAAAGAGAACAAAAUUCACUCUUAUCUCCCUUUUCAGCAAAUCUUAGCAAGAAAACAAAAUGUUCCUUUGUAUUGAUAGGAGAAGGGACAAACAUCGACAGGAGAAAGCCUGCACAAGCUGUUGUUUUUGGACCAACAAAGACUGAUGUUGACCAUGGUCUGAAGCAUAUAGAAGCAUUCAUAAACCAUAAAGGCAAACUAUUUUUUCCUUCAAAAGCCAAGACAGUCAGCGUUUUAAAGUUUAGCUAUGAUAAAAAGGCUAUUCAAAGUCUAUUGGAAUCAGAUGGGGAAAUUCUAUACAAGUUGGAAAAAGAGACAGACUGUAAUAUACAUUUAAAAUUGGGCAAGAAAGAAGGAUCCUUCCAUAUUGUUCUAACUGGAGAACAUGAAAGUCAUGUGAUGGAGGCAGAGGUAGUUGUAAGGAAAUUCUUCAAAGAACACAAUAAGAAAUUUAUUGUGAUGAAGUCGGUCAAACUCCCCAGUGUCGAUGGAGAAGAAGAGAAUAUUUUGUUUGAUUUCUUUUUAGGGCGUGAUAAAGCAAGUCAUCGGAAGAAACUGGAGAAUGAUUAUAAAUGUGCGUUGAUAUUUGAUGUGCAAAAUUCCUCGCUCAAUGUGUAUGUCGAAACUGAAGAGCAAUUGAAGGAGACUCUUACGGAGGUGGAGAAGGUCAUUCAGAAGGGAGUUGAAAAAUUUGCGAGACUGAAAUUCAGGAGUAAGUUUAAUCUCCCAGAAGACUUAGAUGGGCUUUUUGUCAAAAAGAUCUGUUCAGGUGUUGGCAGUUUACAAGGUGCUCUAGAACAAGAAACAGAAUGUUCUCUGCUCAUCAGGGGAGUGAAUGGGAAAGUGGGUUUUGCAGAUAGAAAUUCCCCAUUCUAUAUUUUAGUUUGUGCAGAAACUCAGGAAAUUUUGAGAAAAGGACUGGAGAAAAUCAAAGAAACCAUAGAAAGAGAAAGUGCUAUUUAUAGAAUGGAAUUUUUUUUUUCAAAACCACAUCAAGCAGAUCUAACGAGACAAGCAUGGACUGAAAUAAGAAACAAUGCUACAAAGUGAAGUUCCAAUAAUAACUGCUUUUUUGAAAGGUAGUUCCACCCUCGUGUGACUUCUGACAGAGGAUUUUGAAAAAGUUUUAUUUGUAAUGAUUAAAAUUUGUGCAUGGUAAACAUAUCUUUCAGAGGAAUUUUAUUAAUUGGGUAUAAUAACAAAUCUGGUAAACUAUAUGGUUAUGAAAAUAUUUAUAUUUUCUAUAAACAUGAUAAAUAAUCAAUUAUCUUUUUAAAAAAAUACUGUUGUCAAGGGCAGUAACUCCUAUGCUGGUAUUUUCUCUAUUAUACAAUGAUUUCCACAAAACAAAAACACACCCACUUUAAUGUAGAAGUUUGUAGCUGUUGAGGAUUGUACUUGUUUGUUGGUGACAAUGGAAUAUAAAAUUCAUAUUACAUUUCUGUAUGUAUAAUCAUAUCAUAUUUGAUAUUCUUAAUCACAAACACAAAAAGUAUAUUUAAAUGAAAGGUCAUGCACCCUCAUGUAUUUCUAAAGGAAAAUGAUUCAAAAUAAACCAGUAUUACUUUACAGUAAAACAUGCUUAUAAAGAACAGGAAUAUGCCCAAAUUACUCUUAAUGUGAAGUGAUACUUUUUCCCCUUUGAGAAGAAAAUGACAAAAAAAAUGUAUUGGAUUUAAUGGGAGUUUGGUUAUAAUGAACUGUAUCUUGCUGGCCUUGGGGGUUCAUUAUAACCAUAUUUUACUGUUUAAUGAAGUUUGGCUAUAAUGAACUGUUUUUUACUGGCCUUGAAGGUUCACUAUAACUGUGUUUUACUGUACAAUGAAGUUUGGCUAUAAUGAACUGUUUUUUACUGGCCUUGAAGGUUCACUAUAACUGUGUUUUACUGUAUAAUGAAGUUUGGUUAUAAUGAACUGUUUUUUACUGGCCUUGGGUGUUCACUAUAACUGUUUUACUGUACAAUGAAGUUUGGCUAUAAUGAACUGUUUUUUACUGGCCUUGAAGGUUCACUAUAACUGUGUUUUACUGUAUAAUGAAGUUUGGUUAUAAUGAACUGUUUUUUACUGGCCUUGGGUGUUCACUAUAAAUGUGUUUUACUGUAUAAUGAAGUUUGGUUAUAAUGAACUGUUUCUUUACUGGUCUUAGAGGUUCACUAUAACCGUGUUUUACUGUAUAAUGAAGUUUGGUAGACCACAUCUUUGAAAUAUGGGAUACGAAACAUAACCAAAUUACUUAAACAGUGGUUAAUCAGCCAUUUUACACACAUAUACUCUGAAGUUGAUAUUAAAAUGAUGCUGGAGUUUCUCAUUGAAAAUAUCUAUGUUGCCUGUGGGGUUCAGGGUUGGAAGAGGUCCUCAGUACCCCUUGUCGUAAGAGGUAACUAAAUGGGGCGGUCCCUUCGGAUGAGACCGAAAAAACUGAGGCCCUGUAUCACAGCAGGUGUGGCAUAAUGAAGAUACCUCAUUGCUCAAUGGCCAUAAGCGCCAAGCAUAGGUCUAAAUUUUGCAGCCCUUCACUGGCAAUGGUGACGUCUCCAUAUGAGUGAGAAAUUCUCGAGUGGGAUGUUAAACUAUACACAACCAACCAAUAUCUAUGUAGUCCUUUGUGACUAGGUUCUUCUAACAGUCCAUUAGAAUUCCCAUGGGCACGAAUUGUGCUUCAUUAUUAGCUAAGCUAAGCUGUUUUUGUAUUCUUUUGACUUAAGAGGUUGAAUUUAUUCAAAAGCUUCAACAUGAGAAGAAAAACAUCUUUUGCUGUGUCCUAUAACUUGACAUUUAGAUAUAUUUUGACAAUAUUUUAUCUAUUAACAAUUUGUUAAUUUUCAUUCAUAUGUUGAUUUGAUAUAUCCCAGUGAAUACCAAAUAAAAGACCCCUUAGAGUC